AUGGUUGCCAGCGUUCCUCUCUUACAGUCUGUCCUCGGCGUUGUACGCUUCAUCAACCUCACAGACUUGUUUGCACCAAGUCUGUCGCCGGGUGCUCAGAUUAUCUUGCCUACCGACCCAAAUUUCGCCUCCAGAGUGACCCAGCGAUGGACUGAUUAUGACGCCCCAUCGUACAUUGGCGCCAUCAAGCCCGCUACCGAGACCGAUAUCCAAAACAUUGUAACAAUCGCAGCGGCAAACGAAAUCCCUUUUCUCACCACGGGCGGUGGUCAUGGUAUAUCCGACUACCACGCUUUCAAUGGCCUUUCGAUUGAUCUGAGUAAUUUCAAUUCCGUGCAUCUGGAACCUUCCGAGAACCGCCUUACCAUCGGUGGGUCCGCGAAGAUUUGGCAGUUGAUCAAGCCCUUACAUGAUGCCGCAAAAGAGUUUCCGCUGGGCUCAUGCGAAUGUGUGGGCAUAGUUGGAGCUACUAUGGGUGCUGGCAUAUCUUCUCUCCAGGGCCAUCGCGGGCUCAUGCUGGAUGCUUUGGAGUCUGUCCGGUUGGUGACUGCAGAUGGGAAGAUUGUCGAGGCAUCCAAGACCCAAAAUCCCGACCUCUUCUGGGCCAUUCGCGGCGCUGGCAGCAACUUUGGCGUUGUCACCUCGGCGACCUACAAGAUAUAUAAUGCUUCAAACAAUCAGUACGCCAUGAAUGCCGACUUUGUCUUCCCAGCCAUCGCGAAUCAAAGUUUCUGGCAGAUCAUGAAGUCCUUCGACCACACGCUGCCUUCUCGUCUUGCCCUGACCGCUGUUGCAUUUUAUGAUCGGAUCAAUAAUCAACCAGUGAUUGCCCUCAAUGCAGUCUUCUUCGGGCCUCUCGAAGAAGGCGACCGGUAUCUGUGGCCAUUCAAGGCCCUUAACCCCACGCGGAGCAAUGUCAGCCUGGUUCCAACAAAAGACUUGAUGGAUGCGGCAUUCUUCAAUUUCUUUGGUAAAGACAACGGAGCAUGUCUCCCCAAUCAGCACAUCAAUAUCUACACGGUUGGGCUCAAACAGAUUGACCCAUCUACCUUUGAAUCAUUUUUCGCCAACCUGACGGAUUUCUGGGUCGCCAAUCCCGAUUUUCAAGGCCGCUUGCUGCUGCAACGGUAUCCCAGUCAGGCUGUCCAAGCAGUUCCAGACACUGAGACCGCCUAUGCGUAUCGAGAUAUCAAGACAUACAUGAACAUCGAAGGCUUCUACACGGACAAAGAUCUCGACGAUGCUGUGAACUCAUUCGCGAGGCCCGCACGCGAUGCAUUCGCCAAGACGAGCGGCUUAGAGACCCUGGCAACCUACUCCAACUACGCUCAUGGAGAUGAAGGUCCCGAAGCAUGGUAUUCGGCACGGAAAUUGCCCCAGCUGUCAGCGUUGAAGCGGAAAUGGGACCCGGAUCAGUUAUUUAGCUGGAAUAACCCUGUGCCCUUGCAUUGGCCCUGA
Endocarpon pusillum Z07020 is the source of this 1458-nucleotide messenger RNA. RefSeq lists its product as uncharacterized. Bases 1 to 1458 code for a protein of 485 amino acids. The transcript has 5 exons. The record is from RefSeq and is a predicted model, not a curated record. NCBI's taxonomy places the organism in Eukaryota, Fungi, Ascomycota, Eurotiomycetes, Verrucariales, Verrucariaceae. Gene Ontology annotation, molecular function: FAD binding; oxidoreductase activity.